Molecule: messenger RNA, 1068 nt
Organism: Cynara cardunculus var. scolymus (artichoke)
Lineage: Eukaryota; Viridiplantae; Streptophyta; Magnoliopsida; Asterales; Asteraceae
Product: elongation of fatty acids protein 3-like
Exons: 1
Coding region: 1-864 (287 amino acids)
Biological process (GO): sphingolipid biosynthetic process; very long-chain fatty acid biosynthetic process; fatty acid elongation, saturated fatty acid
Cellular component (GO): endoplasmic reticulum membrane
Molecular function (GO): fatty acid elongase activity
Source: RefSeq, a predicted model, not a curated record
AUGCAUUUUCAACCCUUCAAUCGCCUCCAUUACCUGCUAUCGGAGCACCCUGCCGUCGUCGGAUUCCGCUGGAGCCAUGCCCAAUCAUGGGGCGCCACCUGGGUCUUCCUCUUCUCCUCCAUCUCCUUCUAUUUCAUCGUCUCCGUCGUCCUCCACAUCCUCCUCCUCCUCUUCCGCCACCGCACCCGCCCUGUUCCGCUCGGCCCCCUCCCCGCCCUCCACAGCCUCGCCAUGUCCAUCAUCUCCGCCAUCAUACUCGCCGGAACCCUCACGUCCGCCGUCGCUGAGAUCCGCGACACCCGAUGGUUAUGGGGGCGUACCAAAACCCCACUCCAAUGGCUCCUCUGUUUCCCACUUGGCACGCGCCCCUCUGGGCGCGUCUUCUUCUGGUCCUACGCUUUCUACCUGUCACGUUACCUCCACGUGAUCCGAACUUUCUUCACCAUCUUACGACGCCGUAGGCUCUCCUUAUUCCAACUCUUCACCAAUUCCAUUCCAAUGGUGAUGUCAUUCCUAUGGUUGGAAUUCUCGCAAUCGUUCCAAGUACUCGAAAUCGUCUUCACCACCUUCACGUAUUCCAUCGUCUACGGAUACCGUCUCUGGACGGAAUUAGGAUUACCGACCGCCUCGUUCCCGCUGGUGGCCAACAUUCAAAUUUUCUUGUUGAUCUUGAAUCUGAUUUGUCAUUGCGGAGUAUUAUUUCUGCAAGUAUCAGGAGGUGGAUGCAAUGGAAUUGGGGCUUGGGUUUUCAAUUCCGUCCUCAAUGGCGCAUUCCUAUUCAUGUUCUUGAAUUCAUUCAUCACAAUGCGUUGGAUUCGCAGGAAAGCCAUGGAAUCAACGACCACAAACGCUAAAAUUGAAUAACAGUAACGGCAAUGGGAAGUCUCCCGUUACAAAUCAUACCAUUCUUGAUGACGAUUUUAACUCGAUUGGUAUGAUUUUAACUUUUUAGGGUUAAUUUUAUAAAAAUGUAUGCAACAUAAUGAUUUAUAGAUGUAGAGAUUAUUCGAGGACAUGUGAAAAACCCGAGGUUUUGUAUAGGUUGUAGAUAGAAAUUUUAACGUCAAA